Sphaeramia orbicularis (orbiculate cardinalfish) is the source of this 2911-nucleotide messenger RNA. RefSeq names its product ataxin 3 (gene atxn3). Gene Ontology annotation, molecular function: cysteine-type deubiquitinase activity. The transcript has 11 exons. Bases 56 to 1099 code for a protein of 347 amino acids. Gene Ontology annotation, biological process: protein deubiquitination. The record is from RefSeq and is a predicted model, not a curated record. Gene Ontology annotation, cellular component: nucleus. Lineage: Eukaryota; Metazoa; Chordata; Actinopteri; Kurtiformes; Apogonidae.
CCCCUCUUUCACAGUGAGCUAGAGGUCAGAGUUGAAUGUUUGACAGAAGCUUGAUAUGGAUUCCAUAUUUCACGAGAAACAAGAGGGCUCUCUCUGUGCCCAGCAUUGCCUCAAUAAUCUUCUUCAAGGCGAGUAUUUCACUCCAGUGGAUCUGUCCUCCAUUGCUCAUCAGCUUGAUGAAGAAGAGAGGAUGAGGAUGGCAGAGGGAGGUAUGGCAAGUGAGGAGUACAGGACCUUCUUACAGCAACCAUCUGGUAACAUGGAUGACAGUGGGUUCUUUUCAAUACAAGUUAUUAGCAAUGCUCUUAGAGUGUGGGGCCUGGAGCUAAUCCUCUUCAACAGCAGGGAAUACCAAAGCCUGAUGAUAAAUCCAAUAAAUGAGAAAGCCUUCAUUUGCAACUACAAGGAACACUGGUUUACUAUACGUAAGCUUGGACAACAGUGGUUUAACCUGAAUUCUUUGCUGACUGGACCAGAGUUGAUAUCAGACACGUAUCUAGCCCUUUUCCUUGCACAGUUACAACAGGAAGGUUAUUCCAUAUUUGUGAUCCGAGGAAACCUCCCAGAGUGUGAAGCCGAGCAGAUUCUUGCGUUCAUGAGAGUGCAGCAGCAGCAACGACCCAGGCUCAUUGGAGAAGAAGAGGCCCAGACAAGCGCAGGAAGCAGGUCAGCCACUCUGGCCCAGACAGAAGUGGGCCUUGGUCUGGAAGAUGAGGUUGUGGAUGAAGACGAGGAACUGAAGAGAGCCCUGGCACUUAGCAGACAAGAAAUAGAUGUGGAAGAUGAAGAGGCAGAUCUUCGCAGGGCUAUACAGCUUAGCAUGCAAGGAGCAGUAGUAAGCAACAGGUCUUCAGAGACUGAAAUGGGAAAUGUGAAAUCUGGCAGCCAAGCAGCUGGGAGCACUGCAGGAGGACAAAAAGGCCCCAAUGAGACGCUCACAGCUGAGGAACUGAGGAAGAGGAGACAAGCCUACUUUGAUCGGCAGCAGCAACAAGUUCAGUCCAACAUUCCUCCACAACUAGACACAAAAUCAACAGCUGCCUCAGGUUCAGAGAAUACCAGCUCUGAGGUGGACCAACAGCACAAGCCCAGCCAGUGAAGUUUGCCUAUUUUUGCCUAUGUUGUUUACCAGCUGCCUGGAUUGGCAACCCUCUAAAGGGGUAGCUUUGCUCCUUCCUCUAACUAUUUGCACAUGCGAACAUAAGGACAGUCAGAUGGCUGACACUUUUUCCCUGGUUAGUUCGCUGACAGGCUUUAGAGAAGAGAACGACAACCACGAAAAGGCAGCAGUUAGUCUAAACUAACUCGGUGAGGCACUGAGGAUGGAAAAAAGGGUGACCACAGAAACUCACGAUGCAGUGUAUCCAAGUUUGCAAAUGCCUUUUUACCAUGGCGCCUUCGAUUUCUAUUGUAUAAUGUUUUUUAUUCUUUUUUUGGGGGGGGGUUGAGAGGUUGAAAGAAAUCUUGAGUAUACAGAGGCUGUGUUUACAUGUUGGUGAAUACAUACAGAAAUGGGUGCUCUGUGAAAGCCACUGGUUAAACCUCAGAUAAAGGUUUUAUGGAUGACAGGAUCUCUUACCUUUAUCUUUGUAUUGGACUUGAGUUUGUAGGCCAUAAAUCUGACCCUGAUGCCUACCCUACCACGACACUGGUGUAGUUUAAAAUUAUUUUUUGUUGCAACGUACUGUAAUGUCUUUCACCCAUCAUUAACACACAUUAGCUUUUUAAGUUUGGCACCAUUAGUCAUUUAAUGUGUAAACUCCAAUGAGUGAGAGCUCCUGAGGUAUUUAAACAACAUAUUUUUUUAUGUUGUGGCUUUGCUAUUACUGUAAACAUCUUAGUAGACAUAAAGACAGUUCAGAAUACAUAGCUUGCAAAUACUUAAUAAGGCUGUUUGGUCCAUUUUGGAUAGAUGAGUAAAAUAAUAGUGCUUUUUGCUGAUGAUAUUUUUGACCAAUACAUAGCUUUCAUAACUUGUCCAAUAAGUAGACAUACCUUUGGAAAUCCUUAAUCAUUACAGAUAAACAAAAAGAUUAACUCAAACCAAACGGAUUCAGGAGCAUCCAGCCAGUUUACUGAUUAUACAUAUGGCACUUAGUUUACUUCAUCAGUAUUUGUUACAGCAAUCACAAAGUCAUAAAAAGACAUGACUGUUUUAUUAAGAAUUCCCUUUUCAACACCCCAUUCUCAACUUUUAGACUAAUCCUUGAAUUGCACUUAUUUGAUGUAUGCUGUAUUCCAAUAAUACUUAAAGCAAUGGUAUUCAUAUUAAGAUAAAUUAUUGGUUGUGGUUCAUUUGUGAGUCACUGGCUGAUUAAUGACCUUUUUAAAAAAAAAAGAAAAAUAGUGAAGUUUAAAGGUGACUGUUAUUUAGCCUCUAAAGAGAGGCCCAAGUAAAAAUCCAAAGAGAAAUGCAGUCAGACAUCAGUAUAUGUCAGUAAGUUACAUUUCUUUUUGCAUUUUGUUCUGACUUUUGCUGGUUUUCCUUUCCAAACUUAUGUUGAGACCCACAAACCAAAGUCUGCGGUUUCAACACUCAACAUUAGCCCUUAGUCAUCAGUAGAGUGCAAAAAACAAAUCAUUACAGUUGUUUACAUUCUUUGUGUUUUCAUGGAAUCUAUCAUGAGUAGAUAAACAUUUACAGCAUUAACAUAUCUGGAUGAAAUGACUGAUUCCAUGACUUCAUUACUGUGUUUUCCUUUAGGUUUGUCAGGCUUUUAAAAAUGCAACGAAGACAGUGAUGAAAUGUUGGUAGUUGGAUUUUUAUGAGGACAUUAUUUUUACUCACUACAUUCUUACAAUAAUUACUAAUUCCUAUUUUUUCUGUUUUAUUUCACAUGUUAAAUCUGCACAUUAUUUCAUUUCAUGUAUUAGUUCUUGUUGGAGAAUUAAAGUGACAUUCACUCCUUGA